This is a messenger RNA of Lineus longissimus, 1513 nucleotides long. RefSeq lists its product as uncharacterized. The record is from RefSeq and is a predicted model, not a curated record. The transcript is spliced from 4 exons. Lineage: Eukaryota; Metazoa; Nemertea; Pilidiophora; Heteronemertea; Lineidae. Bases 286 to 903 code for a protein of 205 amino acids.
CGUGGUGUAUCAGCUCUCUAUCAUUUUGUCGGUUGUAGUGCUGUUUUGCCUAAAUAUAUCAACAGAAAACCGACAGCGUGCUUGACAGAUUGAUCACAAUGAUUUAUCGACUGGCCAAUUUCAAUUUUUUCCAUAACGAUGAUGAUAAUUUGAUAAAGUUUAUCACGAGGAGGGCAAAUUGAUAUUAAGUCGCAUUAGUUGACAUCACGUGGUUGAAGCACACACCGAUAAGACAUAGACUGCGUGGACGAACAACUAACAGCGACGAAGUAAAUAUAUAGAACCAUGGAUAAUCAGGGAAUGGAAAACCCAUUAAGUGGCCAGCAACAUCCGCCAUAUCCUCAACAGCAGUGGAAUCAACCGCCAUUACAGUACGACCAACCCGUUGGAUAUGCCCAAUCGCCAAUCGUGGUGGCCGCGCAACCGGUGACGCAAGGACCAAGGCCGCGAAGCUACAGCUUCCCACAAGGAAAGAUACCCACCGUUGUACUUCUCCUCAUCGCCUUCGCAAACUUCUUGAUGCUCAUGGUUUUUGGCGUUUGGUUUAGAAUCUGGUUGGUUGUAGCCUUCCUUGUCCCAUUAAUCAUCCACGGAAUUGCUGCAAUGUUUGGCUUUGCCGGCUCGUUCCGAGAACAGGGAUCGGCUGGGGUGGCUAUUAUUUGCGUUAUUACUGCGUGCAUUUCAUUAGCUAUUUCACUUUGGCAGGUGAUAGUGAUUAGUGAGGAUAUUGCCUUAAUAGAUGACCUUAGUAAAACGUGGCUUGACCUGAUUCACGUUCUCCUGGAAGCAGUGGCCAUCCUCUGCAGUAUCGCUCUGAUUGUGAUCCCAAGCAAGGCCGCCUGCUGCUCGCCCCAACCAGCAGCAACAGCUUCAGUCGUAUAUAAUGUGCAAGCAAAGAACUGAGGAAAAUACAUAAGGAUGUACCAUUGAGGCUUCAGGCCCGUCCCUGGACUUACGUGUUUGAGUUUGGAUAGACCUAAAGCACCUUGAACACUGUCACUUCGUUUACAGUGUUUUGUAUAUUGUACAUGCGCAUCUAUCUGUACAUCUACAUGCGUAUUUUAAUGAAAUAGAUCCUAAAACGGUGAGCAACAUGUGAUGAAACAUCUUAACAACCGCUGAUCGAUAGCCCUGUGAUCAGGUGAGAUUCCGCUAUAUUGUAUAUUCUGGAUUCUGUAAUCGAUCUCGGCUUGGCGCCCGCUUCCCUAACGUGUUCUCCUCGGUGUCGCUCGACUGACCGUCCGGCUGUCCCUGCUGCAGAGGAUGGGAUUGCGGACUCAUUACGUGGUCUCCUCCUCAGCAGCGGGUACGACACGAGGGGUUCAGCCGAGCACACCAUGGUCAGAUUACUUACACGGGUGUUUUGAUUCAACUUGAUAGGUUGUACAUGUGGUUUUAAACUUGUAAAAUAUUUGAUUCAACUUGUUAGGUUGUACAUGUAGUUUUAAACUUGUAAAAUAUUUGAUUCUCCUUAACUGGAGGUUUUAAUAAAUAAAAUAAAAUAAAAUAAAAU